Messenger RNA from Abrus precatorius (Indian licorice), 1390 nucleotides. RefSeq names its product probable receptor-like protein kinase At5g20050. The transcript has a single exon. Lineage: Eukaryota; Viridiplantae; Streptophyta; Magnoliopsida; Fabales; Fabaceae. The record is from RefSeq and is a predicted model, not a curated record. Gene Ontology annotation, biological process: protein phosphorylation. Gene Ontology annotation, molecular function: ATP binding; protein kinase activity. The coding region runs from base 53 to 1390 and encodes 445 amino acids.
CUUCUUCAUCUUAAAACAAAAGAACAAAAAAAUAAAAUAAAAUGAAGUUUUAAUGGAGGAUAGAAAAGUUAACACAAUCGCUGUUAUAUCAGUGAUUGCACUGAUCAUUGUCAUCAUAGCUGCUCGUGUCUCGUUGAAGCUCUCAAGGGCUUUCUUCCUUAUUUGUGGUGCUGCUAUUGCUGUGAUCCUCGCUGUUUUUUCUUGUCUAUUCAUAAGACAACGUUACAACCGCAGAAGGCGGUUGUUGGAGUCGCAGUUGAGGUCAGAAGGGAGAGAGCUUCGAAUAGAGUACAGUUUCUUAAGGAAAAUUGCCGGUGUUCCAACCAAAUUUCGGUACAAGGAGCUUGAAGAAGCAACGGAUGGUUUUCAAGCACUUCUGGGAAGAGGGUCUUCUGCUUCGGUUUUCAAAGGCAUUCUCAAUGAUGGUACUUCAGUAGCUGUGAAACGAAUCGAUGGAGAGGAACGUGGAGAGAGGGAGUUCAGAUCAGAAGUUGCAGCCAUUGCUAGUGUGCAACAUGUGAACCUUGUACGCUUAUUUGGGUACUGUAAUGCUCCUACGGCUCCUAGGUACCUUGUUUAUGAGUAUAUUCCAAAUGGGUCUUUGGAUUGUUGGAUCUUUCCCGCAAGGGAAACACAUGCACGUCGUGGUGGAUGUUUGACAUGGUACUUGAGGUAUAGAGUUGCCAUUGAUGUUGCUAAAGGAUUGUCUUAUCUUCACCAUGAUUGUAGGUCAAGGGUUUUACACCUUGAUGUGAAGCCAGAGAAUAUUCUUCUUGAUGAGGAUUAUAAAGCUCUUGUUUCAGAUUUUGGUCUCUCGACGCUUGUUGGCAAGGAUGUAAGCCAAGUUAUGACAACAAUAAGGGGAACAAGAGGGUAUUUGGCCCCUGAAUGGCUAUUGGAAAGGGGGGUUUCAGAGAAAACUGACAUAUAUAGUUAUGGGAUGGUUUUAUUGGAGAUAAUUGGAGGGAGAAGAAAUGUUUCCAGGGUGGAAGAUCCGAGGGACAUGACUAAGAAAAAGUGGCAGUUUUUCCCAAAGAUUGUUAAUGAGAAAGUGCGAGAAGGGAAGUUCAUGGAAAUUGUGGACCAUAGGCUAGUGGAGCGUGGGGGUGUUGAUGAGAGUGAGGUUAUUAAAUUGGUGUAUAUUGCCUUGUGGUGCAUACAAGAGAAGCCAAGAUUGAGGCCUAGCAUGGCACAGGUGGUUGAUAUGCUUGAAGGGCGUGUGAGGGUGGAUGAACCCCCAGAUUCCAGAAUGAUUCUUGUUGAUUUAUUGUCUGUGGAUGAAGACCAUGCAGAUCAAAACAAUUUGGUAAGGUUAUUGACCUCUAUGUCAAGCCAUGUGGAUUAUGCAUCUACCUACUCUUUGGAAACCACUAUUUUAUCUGGCAGAUAG